Molecule: messenger RNA, 601 nt
Organism: Cricetulus griseus (Chinese hamster)
Lineage: Eukaryota; Metazoa; Chordata; Mammalia; Rodentia; Cricetidae
Source: RefSeq, a predicted model, not a curated record
CACUCAUGGUAAUUAAUUUGUUAUACAGAAAGGACACGUAGAAAAGGAGCACCACCGCCUUUGCCGCCGCGACGGUCUGGGCCGCGGUGGCCCAGGGACUUUGAAUAUGUGGGGGAUUGCCCUCAGCCGACUUGCCCAGGAAAGGAAAGCUUGGAGGAAGGACCACCCUUUUGGCUUUGUGGCUGUCCCAACAAAAAACCCCGAUGGCAUGAUGAACCUGAUGAAUUGGGAGUGCGCUAUCCCUGGAAAGAAGGGUCCAUGGAAAGGAGGAUUGUUCAAACUACAGAUGCUUUUCAAAGAUGACUAUCUGUCCUCACCACCAAAAUGUAAAUUUGAGCCACCACUGUUUCACCCAAAUGUGUAUCCUUCUGGCACAGUGUGCCUGUCCAUCCUGGAGGAAGACAAGGACUGGAGGCCAGCUAUCACUAUCAAACAGAUCUUAUUAGGAAUACAAGAACUUCUAAAUGAGCCAAAUAUUCAAGACCCAGCUCAAACAGAGGCCUACACAAUUUACUGCCAAAACAGAGUGGAAUAUGAGAAAAGGGUUCGAGCACGAGUGAAGAAGUUUGCCCUCAUAAGCAGCGGCACUAUGGCUCUAUGA